AUGCAUGAAGUGAGAAGAUGGAAAAUUGGAGAAAUGAAAGGAAAAAAAGGAAUCGUUGUUGCCGGUGGAAAUGGAAAAGGAAAUCAAAUGAAUCAAUUGAAUUUACCUCAUUUUAUCUUUGUUGAUGAUGAACAAUCGAUUUAUGUUUCAGAUUCAGGGAAUCAUCGUGUAAUGAAAUGGAGAAAAGAUGCGAAAGAAGGAAUCGUUGUUGCUGGGGGAAAUGGACAAGGAAAAGAACUGAAUCAAUUAAUAUAUCCUCAAGGAAUCAUUGUCGAUGAUUUUGGUCAAAUUUAUGUUACCGAUAGUUGGAAUAAUCGAAUAAUGCGAUGGAAUGAAGGAAAAAGAGAAGGUGAAAUCAUAGUUGGUGGAAAUGGAGAAGGAAAUGAAUUAAAUCAAUUACUUGCUCCCACUUGUUUAUCAUUUGAUGUUCAAGGAAAACUAAAAGCCAAUCGAACUUUGACAAAUUUUCUUUCAAACUGA
This is a messenger RNA of Adineta ricciae, 480 nucleotides long. Lineage: Eukaryota; Metazoa; Rotifera; Eurotatoria; Adinetida; Adinetidae. The record is from the annotation of a GenBank genome assembly.